Messenger RNA from Nanorana parkeri, 1192 nucleotides. It is a transcript of the gene LRATD1, whose product is annotated as family with sequence similarity 84 member A. The transcript has 2 exons. Bases 155 to 976 code for a protein of 273 amino acids. The record is from RefSeq and is a predicted model, not a curated record. Lineage: Eukaryota; Metazoa; Chordata; Amphibia; Anura; Dicroglossidae.
GGGAGAUCGAGCUGGCGGAGCAGCGGCCGGUGGGGGCAUUGCCUUCUCCUCCCAUGGCUAGGACGAGGGAGCUUUAGGAAUUGUUCGCCCUACGUCUGCGGGCAGAGCCACAAGGAACUGGUGUUCCCGCUGUUAUUCCCUUGUCCUGUCAUUGAUGGGAAAUCAACUGGAUCGCAUCACCCACCUGAAUUACAGUGAGCUGCCAACAGGGGACCCUUCUGGAAUAGAGAAGGACGAGUUGCGAGUUGGGGUGGCAUACUUUUUCUCGGAUGAGGAGGAGGACCUGGACGAUAGAGGGCAGUCCGAGCGGUACACUGUGAGGGACUCAAGUCCAAGCGAAUGUGAGGGGCAUCUUCUGCUCAACGAAAUUGAGUUCUCAGCCUUUAGUUGUCAGGAAUGCAUCUUUUCCAAGCUCAGGGGAAGCCAGGACCUCAGUGUCUACCCUAUGCAAGGCUUACUGACCUUCUGCCAACCAGGAGACCUCCUGGAGCUGCUCUUUAUUUGCCCUGCUGCAGAACAUCCUCCUCCCCCAUCACCUCACUGGGCAGUCUACGUUGGUCAGGGACAGAUCAUUCACUUGCACCGUGGGGAGAUCCGCAAAGACAAUGUUUUCGAGGUAGGCGGAGGGUGCAUGGGCAGGGUGGUGAGUAGCUGGUAUCGAUACAGACCCCUGACUGCUGAGCUGGUCCUUCAAAACGCAUGUGGACACCUUGGCUUGAGAAGUGAUGAGAUCUGCUGGACUAACUCUGAGAGCUUUGCUGCCUGGUGCAGGUUUGGCAACAGGGAGUUCAAAGCUGGUGGGGAGGUCCAUUCGGGCAAUCUUCAGUAUUUCUUGAAGCUCCACUUGGAAGAAAACAAUAUUCAUACCAUGAGGUUUCACAGCCUGGAGGAACUUAUACGGGAGAAGCGAAAUUUGGACGCUAGUGGGAAAUUAAGAGUCAUGAAGGAACUCUCCAUGAUGGAGAACAAAGAGUGAGAACAUGUAGACCUCUCCUUGGUGGAGAGACCGUGAUGACAUCUGGGGAUGGCAUCUCCAUUCCCAGACUUGCCAAAUGAGGUUGCACAUUUUUGGGACACCUUUCUAAGGAUCAUGUCAACAUUCCUAAAACCAGCAUUACACCAUAGCCACUAUUUGUUUUUUUGGCUUUUACAACAUGGUUAUCACCAAGUAUCUAAAGAAUCAAAAAACAAA